This is a messenger RNA of Protomyces lactucae-debilis, 423 nucleotides long. Its product is annotated as DASH complex subunit Spc19. NCBI's taxonomy places the organism in Eukaryota, Fungi, Ascomycota, Taphrinomycetes, Taphrinales, Protomycetaceae. The transcript has a single exon. Gene Ontology annotation, cellular component: spindle microtubule; DASH complex. The record is from RefSeq and is a predicted model, not a curated record. The annotation marks the transcript as partial. Gene Ontology annotation, biological process: attachment of spindle microtubules to kinetochore.
CUCGAGGGCUGUGUCGCAUCCCUUCGCGCCUCCUGCACAACCCUCCAAAACAGCCUCGACAUCUUCCACGACAGUAUCGCUGAUUUCCCACGCCUACACACCGUCCUUGCCAACACGCGUCAUUUCGAAUUACUCCCAGAAUCACACGUCUUGGCAGCGCAACGUGAGCUUGUUGCUGAGAUUGGUCCGUUGCGGGAGGAAUUACUCGGUCGAGCACAGAAAUGGGUGACGGGUGAGGAACGACGUGAACAAGGUUUGAAGAGUAAAGUGGCCUUGAAUAAAGUACGACUACAAUCAACAACCUCCAGUACGAGUACAAGUGCGAGUGCGAGUGUGAAAGAGGCAAGUGGGCAUGAAGCAGCGGGUCAGGCAGAGCGUGCUGAACGGAUGCGUCUACUCAGAGCAAAGAAGGCACGGUUGCAA